Molecule: messenger RNA, 699 nt
Organism: Lachancea fermentati
Lineage: Eukaryota; Fungi; Ascomycota; Saccharomycetes; Saccharomycetales; Saccharomycetaceae
Source: the annotation of a GenBank genome assembly
AUGAGAGCAUCCAAAACCGGUAACUGGCUGUUCAUGAAUUUUAAUAUUUUGGUAUCGCAUCAUUUGAGGGCCCAUAAUCUCAUGUUACCCACCGUGCGCCACCUAUCGAUGCGAUCAUAUUCUCGCAGUUUGUUGAAAAGAAGCCUUCAGCGUAUACCUAGACAUAACCAGGCUGAAGAUGAGAACCGCCUUGAACGCAUUAAAGAAGUACUCGGUUUGGAUCGAUAUGCCACAAUCAUAAUAAAUGAUGAUGAGUUUGUAAAAUGUCUGUAUCCACUCCGGAAUUACAAUAUCAAUCUACCUGACGGCCCUUCCUAUGAGAUUGCAAAGCUGGAGAAAUUAGGACAUACUGUUUUAAGGCUUGCUCUGAGCAAGGCAUUAUUAAAUGUGUUCAAGAAGAGUGAUCAUGAUAUUGGGAAUUUAGAUUUCAGCUAUGGAAAUAAAAUGAAACACCUCAGUCUAGCUAAAAGAUCGCCAAAGGCCCUCAUAAAAGGAUUUGUGAGUCGAAAAUUUGAUCGGUUAGCAAGAAUACCGGCACCUGAAAGCGCAGUCCCAGUGAGAAUACGAAGAAUCUUCGAUUAUAAAUCAUUUAAUGCUAUCAUAGGCUAUAUCGCGAUAGCAAAUGAAAGGCAAACUGUCUUCAAAAUUGUUGAAACCUCGGUGUCCCAUCCAAUAUUGCGGAGAAUUUUUGACUACUAG